AUGUCAACUCUACCUUCGUACCGCGCCUCCUUGGCGCCGGAGUUUGAUCCUCAGAGGGAUAACGCAGUAAGUGCAAUCAACAUCGAGGUUCGCUUGAUAGACUCCAGGUCGAAGGCCACAGAGCCUUUGCUCACACUGUUCCUGAAUGUGGGCUCCACGCCGACUCUGCGGUACGAUGGUGAUGCACUAAAGGCCACGGAUGAUUCAGGUCACCUGCCCUUGACAUACAGGGACUCUGACGAAGGCGUGAUGUCUAGUCUCAAGAGGGCUUGGAUCCCAGAGCGGGACCCGGUCGGGCCUGUGCUUGUCAAGUUCCAAGCUGUACCAAGGCACACAGAGCCAGGUACUCUUUCGGGGCCGCGAGUAGACCUAAGAACCGACCAGGGCGGAGGUGUCGGGAUGGGGUACGGCUUUCUGCCGCACCCUCCGGCCGACGAUGAUUGGGAGGUCCAGAUCGAUUUCGACAUGCCCGACUCUGCUCCUGCUGGCACUCGUGGAGCUUGCUCACUGGGCGAUAGCAUGAGCAACAAAGACGUUGGCCGGCCUCAGAAACUUAUCGGCAACGCAUUAUUUGCCGUGGGGAAGCUCACCCGGUAUCCCUCUUGGGAGACCGAGACAGGCAUCGGGCAAGAGUUCUCCAUGUAUUGGAUUGGGGACCCUCCGUACGACAUGAAGCGCGUUGCUCCCCUAACAGAGAGUCUCUUCCGGUCAAUCGCAAGCUUCUUUGGAGACACGACGAACUCGUUCCGUGUCUUCGUUCGGCGAGUCUGGUCGGGCCAUGGCGGCUCAGGCGGAUACCGGUCGUUCCUCCUUGAGUACAGUCCUGGAUCCGAGGAUCAGAUGAACGAAAAUGAUCUUCUGGAUCUACUCGCUCAUGAGACUGUCCACGAGUAUCCUCUCAUGAAUCCGAUAAAGUCGGAUGACGCGUGGUACAAUGAAGGAGUUGCGAAUUACUAUGCCACCAUUGCCGCCUUUGAGAAGGGCGCGGUAAACAGAGAAUAUCUGAUAAGGCUUCUGAACAACAACACCCAGGCCUAUUAUACGACCCAGGUCAUCGGCCUGGAGUGGAAGUACAUUACGGAUCACUACAUGGACAGAUUUGACUAUACCAAGGCGGGGUAUGGUAGAGGCUUCAUUUAUCUCGCACAGGUGCAGGGUCUAAUCAGUCGGGAAACAGGAGGCCAGAAAGGAGUCGGCGAUGUUGUGUUGAAACUUUACGAGCGGCAGCUUCGCCAUGUCGAGACGCAUAGCGAUGACUUCCACGAGCUCGUGAGCGGGUAUAUUGGCAAGGAAAAGACGGCCGAGAUCCGGGCUGCCAUGGAGGGCGGGCAGAUUAUUGUGCCGCCCGAGGACAGCUUCAAGAAAUACGGUCUCAAGCUGGUCCGCCAUGACGUUGAACAGUUCGAGGCCGGCUUUGACCCAAACUCUCUACGCACGAACAAGAUUAAGGGCCUUGUAAAGGGUUCAAGGGCUGAGCAGGCCGGCUUGCGAGAGGAUGACGAGGUCGCGAGCGCCUGGAUGCUUUGGGGCGCGGGGGAUGCCUUGGAGAACAUGAUGCAGGUCACUGUCCGUAGGAACGGGGAGGAGAUCGUCGUCAACUACUGGCCAAGGAGUCAUGUGAAGGUGGAGAACUACAUGUGGAUAGAGGAUGGUGACGCUCGAAGUCACAUAUGA
Messenger RNA from Neoarthrinium moseri, 1674 nucleotides. RefSeq lists its product as uncharacterized. The record is from RefSeq and is a predicted model, not a curated record. NCBI's taxonomy places the organism in Eukaryota, Fungi, Ascomycota, Sordariomycetes, Amphisphaeriales, Apiosporaceae. The coding region runs from base 1 to 1674 and encodes 557 amino acids. The transcript has a single exon.